ACACCGAGGAACUUCUACAGUAAAAGUUGUCGUCUGGUUUGACUGGAGCGUUGGUGGGCUUCUUCUUUGCACAGAGAGAGAGAGAGAGAGAGAGAGAGAGAAGAAAAAGACGCGAAUAGUUUUGUCGUAUAAAAAAAACGAUUUAACGAAUUUACGUUUUAGUCGUGCUUAUGGUCUGGACUAGAGCUCGCCUUACUUUUUUUCUGCGCUGGACUAUUGGUCAAUGGUCUCCACAUUGGCUAAAGUCGAUGCCUAGUAUCACAUUUAUCUGAAUUAUUGCGCGUAAAGACCGUGUUGUCAUGUCACGAUUCCAUAUCUUUUUACUAUUCCUGGUGACCUUUUAUCAGAGAGCUGCUGGGACACAAUGAGGAUCUAAGAUGGUGUCACUUUCUGACCCUGGCCAAUGGGGAUGUGACCUGCCACUUCCCCCGAGGAGAGAACUACCGCAGCACACUAGGCACCCGCUGCGAGAUGACCUGUGACCGUGGCUACAAGCUGCUGGGCAGAUCCUCGGUGCAGUGCAUGCCCAACCGCCAGUCACUGCCGCUAGGUUUGUUGCAACGUGCUGCACCUGAUCUGGCAUGGCACGUACCACUGCACCCAGGGUUAUGUGGUGGACUCCAGCUGUGGCUACAUCUGUGAGCUGGGGUACCGGAUCGAGGGGGACCACUCUCGUACCUGUCUGGAUGGGGGGUCCUGGAGUGGGGCAGAGUCCAUCUGUGCAGUGUAACACUGAUAGGCCAGGGGCCAGAUACCAACUUUAAAGAGGGGAUGAACAUUAUCCGGCACACAGCACAUGACCAAGCCAGAAACAGGGCUGCCUGCAAGUUCAUUGUUCGUGUGGAGGUCAGGAGGUGUCCAGUCCUCAAGCCCCCUCUCCAUGGUUACCUCACCUGUGACGGGAACAACUACAGGCGGUGUGCGAGUACCACUGUGACAGGGGCCAGGAGAGGGGGAUCUCCAGCCGUGUCUGCCAGUUCGACCACAGCUGGACUGAGGCCCCUGCUGAAGUUUAAAACAGAUGUGGAUACAGCUUCUGGGCUCCUGGACCGGUUCUACGAGAAGAAGAGGAUUGUGUCGGCACCUAACGUAGCCCAUGGAGACUACAAACUCCAGAACCUUAUGGUACAGAAAGCAGAUUGUGGUCUGGACAUAAGAGGAGUGACAGUGAUUGAGCUGCUAGGGUCCCCUCCUCGAGAAGUGGGUCACAUCAAGGGACGUCACCUGGACACUGAGGUCAUUGAGGGUCUGAGGCUUUCCGGAUGCUACUUCAACAUGGUGCUGCUGGACAAGGAUGGUUUGGACCACGAGAGAUUCCUCACACCCACCACAUCCGAUGAGCUCUUCUCAUACAUCGACAAUAACCUUUUGGAUGAAGAAGAACGGAGGCGGUUGGAGUUAGAGACCUCUGACUAAGAGUGCCCCCUGGUGGCUUGGAGAGGUCAGACACUUUUACAAAGAUAUCAGCUCAGAGGAAGGCUGGCCCAGAAAAGAGAUAACAGCUCUGCUAGUCAAAUGUUUCCAUUGGCUGAUAAACCUGAAAAACAGGCUAAGAUCUCUUCAUCUAAAAGUAUAGAGAUGGUUGGUGUAUUGUUAGAGGAUGAAACAUAGGUACCUUUACUUCACCUUCCAUACUGCACAGAUGGGUAUAACAAACAUGGAUGAUUAAAGGUUCAGUCACUUCAUAUUUUUAUUUAUUUGGUGAAUUAAAUAUUUGAUAGUCAUAGGACUCAAAAGAGCAUAAAAGUUUAAAUAAAAUGAGUCUCCUUCA
This is a messenger RNA of Oncorhynchus nerka (sockeye salmon), 1771 nucleotides long. RefSeq names its product sushi repeat-containing protein SRPX2-like. The record is from RefSeq and is a predicted model, not a curated record. The transcript has 8 exons. Gene Ontology annotation, biological process: positive regulation of cell migration involved in sprouting angiogenesis; positive regulation of synapse assembly; cell-cell adhesion. Gene Ontology annotation, molecular function: signaling receptor binding. Lineage: Eukaryota; Metazoa; Chordata; Actinopteri; Salmoniformes; Salmonidae. The coding region runs from base 772 to 1416 and encodes 214 amino acids.